This is a messenger RNA of Colletotrichum orchidophilum, 924 nucleotides long. RefSeq names its product glycosyl hydrolase family 61. The record is from RefSeq and is a predicted model, not a curated record. Gene Ontology annotation, biological process: carbohydrate metabolic process. Gene Ontology annotation, cellular component: extracellular region. Lineage: Eukaryota; Fungi; Ascomycota; Sordariomycetes; Glomerellales; Glomerellaceae. Gene Ontology annotation, molecular function: cellulose binding. Bases 1 to 924 code for a protein of 307 amino acids. The transcript has 3 exons.
AUGAGGCUCUCAGGCGUUCUUCUAGGCCUUGCUGCCGCCGUUUCUGGUCACAGCAUCUUCCAGAAGGUCUCUGUCAACGGAGCUGAUCAAGGAUCGCUGAAGGGGGUUCGCGCGCCUUCAAGCAACAACCCCAUUCAAAACGUCAAUGACGCAGGAUUUGCCUGCAACAACAACAUCCAGUACAAGGAUAACAACAUUGUCUCCAUUGCUGCUGGUGCAAAGGUCGGUGCUUGGUGGGGACACAUCAUCGGAGGUGCCCAAGGAACAAAUGACGCCGACAACCCCAUCGCGGCGAGCCAUAAAGGCCCCAUUGUUGUCUAUCUGGCCAAAGUUGGUAAUGCUGCCAGCACUAGCACGACGGGCCUCAAGUGGUUCAAGAUUGCCGAAGCUGGCCUGAGCGGAAGCACAUGGGCCGUGGACACCAUGAUAGCAAACGGCGGAUGGCACUACUUCACCCUACCCGCGUGUGUCGCUCCCGGCGACUAUCUCCUUCGCGUUGAGAUCAUCGCACUCCAUUCCGCCUCGACACAGGGUGAGGCGCAAUUUUACAUGGAAUGCGCCCAGAUUCGCGUCACUGGUUCAGGAACCAAUACUGGCUCCAACUUUGUCAGUUUCCCCGGCGCCUAUUCGGCGACUGACCCAGGGAUUCUCAUCAACAUUUACGACAAUGCUGGGAAGCCCACAAACGGUGGCCGCGCGUAUUCGAUUCCGGGACCUUCGGUACUCACUUGCUCUGGAAGUGGCAAUCCCCCCCCUCCUGCUUCCAGCUCUCCUCCUACUUCGAGCUCCCCUCCCCCCAGUAGUGGCGGCAAGAGUGUUGCUUUAUACGGGCAAUGUGGCGGUCAGGGUUGGACUGGUAGCACGACCUGCGCCCAGGGUACCUGUAAGGUCUCAAACCAGUACUAUAGUCAGUGCUUGCCUUAG